Hippocampus comes (tiger tail seahorse) is the source of this 353-nucleotide messenger RNA. RefSeq names its product DNA polymerase alpha catalytic subunit-like. Bases 56 to 337 code for a protein of 93 amino acids. Gene Ontology annotation, biological process: leading strand elongation; lagging strand elongation; mitotic DNA replication initiation. The record is from RefSeq and is a predicted model, not a curated record. Gene Ontology annotation, molecular function: chromatin binding; DNA-directed DNA polymerase activity; DNA replication origin binding. The transcript has 3 exons. NCBI's taxonomy places the organism in Eukaryota, Metazoa, Chordata, Actinopteri, Syngnathiformes, Syngnathidae. Gene Ontology annotation, cellular component: alpha DNA polymerase:primase complex.
GAAUCAGGAGGAUGAGCCCGAAGAGAUCCCAGAGAUUCCAGAUAGUGACCUGGAAAUGGGAAUCUUGCCCAAAGAGAUCAGGAAGCUGGUAGAACGACGCAAGAAUGUUAAACAGCUAAUGAAACAACAGGACAUCAACUCGGACCUUUACCUGCAGUAUGACAUCCGUCAGAAGGCGUUGAAGCUAACGGCCAACAGCAUGUACGGCUGCUUGGGAUUUAGCUACAGUCGCUUUUAUGCCAAACCGCUGGCUGCCCUGGUCACCCACAAGGGCAGGGAGGUGAGUGCAGCGCACACACAGGAAGGAACACACUCCAAUCAAUUUGACGCCAGCUAACACUAUUUUACUGAAC